AUGACUAACACAAAUGAAGAAUGGACUAUCUCUUUUGUUGGCUGUGGUUUUUUGGGAGUCUAUUCUUUGGGAGUUUAUGGCUGUCUGUUGGAACGGACUUAUGAACUGACUCGCAGAAUGACAAAGAUUUGCGGAGCUUCUUCAGGAGCCCUGAUAGGAGCAAUGAUAGUCUGCCAAAUGUCACCAGCAAAGUGCUGUAAACAUCUGACGGAAUUAGCCACAGAGGCUCGGAAGGGCAUGCUGGGCUCUAUGCAUCCUUCCUUCAACCUGUUGAAGUUAACCAGGGACCUCAUGGAUAGGGAGCUGCCUGACAAUACUCACCUCCUUGCCAGUGGGAGACUGUGUGUGUCACUAACACGCAUUUCAGAUGGGGAGAAUGUGCUGGUGUCUGAUUUUGCAAGCAAGAAUGAUCUCAUCCAGGCCCUGAUUUGUAGCUGGGUUUUUUUUCCCUUUUACUGUGGGGUGAUCCCACCAAGUUAUCACGGAACUCGCUAUGUCGAUGGAGCUCUGAGUAAUAACCUGCCUUAUUACAGCCUGAAGAACACCAUCACUGUCUCUCCAUUCUCUGGAGGAAGUGACAUCUGCCCAUAUGACACCCCAUUUUACUUCCAUGAAGUAUGA
Messenger RNA from Electrophorus electricus (electric eel), 621 nucleotides. The record is from RefSeq and is a predicted model, not a curated record. NCBI's taxonomy places the organism in Eukaryota, Metazoa, Chordata, Actinopteri, Gymnotiformes, Gymnotidae.